Aricia agestis (brown argus) is the source of this 840-nucleotide messenger RNA. It is a transcript of the gene Time, whose product is annotated as superoxide dismutase [Cu-Zn] 1-like. Gene Ontology annotation, molecular function: superoxide dismutase activity; copper ion binding. The coding region runs from base 16 to 840 and encodes 274 amino acids. The record is from RefSeq and is a predicted model, not a curated record. Gene Ontology annotation, biological process: removal of superoxide radicals. The transcript has 5 exons. Lineage: Eukaryota; Metazoa; Arthropoda; Insecta; Lepidoptera; Lycaenidae.
ACGCGCUUUUUAGUGAUGGACGUCAUCGAUGUAGAUGAUUUAAUUGUUGAAGUGCAGAAAAGAUCGCCCAUAUAUGAUACGUCGUUAAAAGAAUAUUACGACUUAAGUGAAAAAAAGAAAUUGUGGUACCAAAUAUGCCAAAUAAUUUACACUCCUGCAGUAUGGAUUAAGUUGUCAUCGACUGAAAAAACUAAAUAUGUGUUCAAAGCAAUCAUGGCAAAGUUCUUAAUAGUGUUGGCAUUGGCAGCGGUGGCUUCAGCACACCAUGAAAGGGAAGGACCUCUCAAAGCGAUCGUCCGCAUCACCAGCCCCACUGGUAAGGACGUGAGCGGCCUCAUCAAGUUCACCCAGCUGGAUGACUCGAAGGUUCACGUGGAGGGCUCCAUCUCCGGUCUCCCGGCCGGCGAGUACGGAUUCCAUGUGCACGAGAAGGGAGACCUUUCUGGAGGCUGCGCGUCCACUGGCUCGCAUUUUAAUCCUGAACAUAAGCAGCACGGCCAUCCCAACGACGAGAACCGCCACGUGGGCGACUUGGGCAACGUAGUCUUCGACGCCCACGGCAACAGCACUCUGGACUUCGUCGACAGCCAGAUCUCACUCUACGGACCCCACUGCAUCGUCGGCCGAGCCGUGGUCUUGCACGAGAAGGCCGACGACUACGGGAAGUCCGACCAUCCGGACUCCAAGAAGACCGGAAACGCCGGAGGCCGCGUCGCCUGCGGUGUUAUUGGCAUUCUGUCCCCGGUAGACGGCUGGUUUGAGAACUCUGCAUUGCAGUGCUCACUAUCAUCGUCCAUACUUCUUUUAUUAGUACUUAUUUAUUCUGUUGUACAAUAUUAA